Messenger RNA from Olea europaea var. sylvestris, 726 nucleotides. RefSeq lists its product as uncharacterized. Gene Ontology annotation, cellular component: nucleus. Gene Ontology annotation, biological process: base-excision repair. The record is from RefSeq and is a predicted model, not a curated record. The coding region runs from base 1 to 726 and encodes 241 amino acids. The transcript has a single exon. Gene Ontology annotation, molecular function: DNA binding; endonuclease activity; DNA-(apurinic or apyrimidinic site) endonuclease activity. NCBI's taxonomy places the organism in Eukaryota, Viridiplantae, Streptophyta, Magnoliopsida, Lamiales, Oleaceae.
AUGGUAGGAGUGUCCUGUAAUAGGUAUGAAGAUAGGCUCUUACAAUUGUUUGAGGAUUUGGAGGCUAGCAGGGGACAAGGGAUGGGGACUCCAGGAGGUAAGACGAGAAGUAAGAGCAUUCGUGAGCUUAAGCGGCUUGAAUGCCCAAUUAACUAUGAUAUUAAGGGCGGCAAGUCGAGUUUUAAGAUGAUUUCGAAAAUAAUUAGUUGGAAUGUACGUGGGCUUAAUGAACCAGGGACAAGGUUAGGAGUUCGAAAUCUACUGAGAAAAUGGAGGGCUGACCUUGUAUGUUUACAAGAAACAAAGGUGGAGGAUGUGUCGAGGGAUAUUGUGAGUAGCCUAUGGGGGGGACAGCAUGUGGGGUAUCAAUUUUUAGGGUCAUCGGGGGCCUCAGGAGGUAUACUGAUAGUGUGGGACACCAGAGUUUUUGAUAUGGAGGAGGUUAGCGAAGGUCUGUUUUCUCUAUCGAUCUCAUUUAGAAAUAUCGAGGAUAGCUUCCGGUGGAUGUUUGUAGGAGUCUAUGGGCCUAAUGUAGAUGAGCAUAGAAGUGGACUGUGGGCUGAAUUGGCUGGUAUGAUGGCUUGGUGGAACCUUCCAACGUGUAUCGGAGGAGAUUUUAAUGUGAUCCGUUUUCCUACUGAGAGGUCUAGUAGGGGGAGAUUAACAAGGGCUAUGGAGGACUUUUCAGAUUUUAUCAGGGAGAAUGAUUGGUGGAUCUGCCUAUGA